AUGACCCAGAACAUACCAGCCAGUGGGGUGUGGGCCCCAGCCCCGACAUUCCUCAACCCUGAGACGGAUAACUUGGACCUGGAAGCACAAGCUGCUUUCUAUUCGUACCUGUCUCGAACAGGUCUGGCCGGGCUGGUCAUCCUGGGAACCAAUGCUGAGGCGUUUCUGAUGACGCGCGAGGAACGCAAAGUCCUCGUUUCUACCGCCAGGACUGCAGUUGGCCCCGGUUUCCCUCUCAUGGUCGGUGUUGGUUCGCAUUCUACCAAGCAGGUGCUCGAGCUUAUCGCUGAUGCCACUGAGGCCGGUGCCACCUUUGUGCUUGUUCUUCCUCCGGCCUAUUUCGGCAAGGCCACCACUCCUGAAGUAAUCGAGAGGUUCUUCGAUGAAGUUGCCAAGAAUAGCACACUCCCAAUUGUGCUUACCUGCGGUUCGGUGGCAAAAAUCGCACGUCUGUCUGGUGCUUUGUCCAAUUUCGCGACUUUCGGUGGUCAAUCCGACUUCAUCAUAGGAGGUUUGAGCUCUGGGUCGGCGGGCUGCGUCGCAGCCUUCGCGAACAUCUUCCCAAAGACUAUUUUGAGGAUAUAUGAUCUCUACCGUCAAGGGAAAUACGACGAGGCGUUCAAGUUGCACCGCAUUGCUGCCCUGGCUGAACAAUACAUCAAAGAGGGCGUCAGUGCAACCAAGUAUGCGGUGGCAAUCCGAAGUGCGGCAGCUGCCGGAAUCGUCGAUGCAGUCACCAAGCUGCAACCAAGGCACCCGUAUGUUGCGCCCAGUGACACUGCGAAGACAGCUAUACGUGAAGGUACCAAAGAAAUAGCAAAGAUCGAAGACAGUUUGCCUCUUUCGGCAUGA
This is a messenger RNA of Neoarthrinium moseri, 852 nucleotides long. RefSeq lists its product as uncharacterized. Gene Ontology annotation, molecular function: 4-hydroxy-tetrahydrodipicolinate synthase activity. The coding region runs from base 1 to 852 and encodes 283 amino acids. Lineage: Eukaryota; Fungi; Ascomycota; Sordariomycetes; Amphisphaeriales; Apiosporaceae. The record is from RefSeq and is a predicted model, not a curated record. The transcript has 2 exons.